UUCGAUUCUAACAAAUGCCCGCCUAAUGCUGCACCGAUUUGCCCACAAGGGGCCCAUUGAUGGUGGCCAAAAGUCUACUUGAGGACCCACCUUCUCACGUUAAAAUAUUUGGGAAAAAGAUUGUUUGGGAAAAUAUAGUAAGCCCACAAGAAGUAACAGCAAUCUGCAGAAGAAGGAGAAGGAACAAAAAUCUUCCUCUUUUUGCUAACACUCCAAGGUUUUUCUGCUUCUGAAAACCCGAAAAAUCUUUUUUUGUUUUCUGCAAGAAUUCUUGUUGAUACAGAAAGAGACAAAAAAAAAAAGAAUUCUUGAUGAUUUACAGAUACUAAAGCUUUUGUUUUUUGAGAUUCUGUGCUGCUGCUGCUGCUUCUGCUUCUUCUCUUGCUUUCUCUUUUCUGUCUUUUUCUGUUUCAAUUUUCAAGAUUUUGCUGGAAAAAGCAGGCCAUUUAGUUCACAUUCUUGUCCUCCAAGGGAUAAAAUUUUCUUUUGCUUUUCAGGGUUUUGUUCUUGUUUCUUGAGAAUUUUGAGGGAAUGGUUUUAUUGCCUGAAAUGGGGAAGGAGGGGUCUGUAUUUUCCGCUUCUAUGGAUUUGCUGUCUUUUGUGCUGUUUCUGUGCAUUUUUUCAUCAGUUUCCGGGCAGUUCUCUGAUGAAAGAAUGAGUCUUCUAGAAUUCAAGAAAUCGGUUUCCGACCCAUAUGGGAUUCUAAAAAGCUGGAAUGCUCAUAGCUUUAACCAUUGCACUUGGUUUGGAGUAACGUGCAAUUCAAAUCUCAGCGUCUCAGGGCUGGAAAUUGGAGGUAACAUUUCUCUUUCUCCUUCUUGCUCAUUGAAAUCAGGCUUAGCGUUGCAUGGCUCUGGAAUAGGAAGAAACUGCUCUGAUUCGUCUGAAAUAAAUGUAAAGUUGGUGGGGAGAAUGUCAGCUGUUAUAGGAAAACUCACAGAACUUAGGGUUCUGUCACUUCCAUUCAAUGAACUUGUUGGUGAGAUUCCUGUUGAAAUGUGGGGACUGAGAAAUCUUGAAGUUCUUGAUCUUGAAGGGAAUUCCCUUGUGGGAGAUUUCUCAAGUUAUGAAUUCAGUGUUCUGAGGAAAUUAAGGGUGCUUAAUUUAGCCUUUAACAGGAUUUCUGGGCUGUUUCCACCUUCCCUUUCAAAAUGCAGCAGUUUAAGGAUUUUAAACUUAGCGGGAAACAGAAUUAAUGAUAUCGUUCCUGGAUUCGUUGGCGGUUUCAGGAAGCUAAGAGUUUUAAAUUUGUCGUUUAAUAGGUUGGUUGGCUAUGUUCCAGGUGAGUUGGGAUAUGAUUGUGCGAAUCUAGAGCAUUUGGAUUUGUCGGCUGAUUCCCUAAAGGGGGAAAUUCCUCGUGCUUUGGGAAACUGCAGCCGUUUAAGGACACUUUUGCUGUCAUCAAAUUCGUUAUCCGGUGUUAUCCCUAAUGAGCUUGGAAAACUCCAAAACCUUGAAGUUUUAGAUGUCUCAAAAAACAGUCUACGAGGUCCUAUCCCCGCGAAUCUUGGAAAUUGUACUAAUCUGUCGGUUCUUGUUCUGUCAAGUCACUUUAAUGCUCUUCAGCUAAACAAGCAUCCACGUGGAGAAACGUCUCAUGGGUUUUCUGGUGAAGCAUUCGAUGAGUACAAUUCCUUUCAAGGUUCCAUUCCUGAUGAGAUUACAGCACUUCCAAAACUGAAGAUUAUUUGGGCUCCUGGUGCCAAUUUUGAAGGCAACUUCCCAAGAACCUGGGGCGGUUGCAACAGCAUAUCGAUGGUAAACUUAGCUCAAAACUCUUUUACCGGUGAUGUUUCUGGUUUGUUUACAGGAUGUGCAGAUCUCCAAUAUCUUAACUUGAGUGCCAAUAGGCUGACAGGGACAUUGGACAAAAAUCUUCAGGUUUCUUGUAUAACAAUGUUUGAUAUUAGUCGGAAUCUGUUAUCAGGGCCAAUCCCAAAUUUUACUGCCUGCCGCCAUCUGCCCUCCAUCAGAAAGAAGCUUGUCCCUCCAUACAGUCCUGCUGUUGCUUACUUGUCAUUUUUCUCAUAUAAGAUGCUUUCUGAAAAUACAUUGCCCUUUUCCAGAGCACGGCCUUUAAUGGUUCAUGAUUUCAGUCAAAAUAAGUUCAGUGGUUUGCUUCCUGUACUUCCAAUUGCCCCAGAGAGAUGUGCAGGGAAAAUUCAAUAUGCAUUUCUUGCUGGUGGCAACAACCUUGCUGGAUCAUUUGGUGAAAUCUAUUUUCAGAAAUGUGAUGCAUCAGCUAUAUUGGCUUUUAAUGUGAGCAGGAACAGACUUUCUGGAUCAAUACCAAAAUCCAUUGGGGCUCUAAAGUCUCUGGCUGUGCUCGACUUGAGCUGGAACAACUUGACUGGUCAGAUUCCAAAGGAUGUUAUGAAUUUGCAGAAUCUGGAGGUUCUUCUGCUCAACGGCAAUCAGUUGUCGGGAGAGAUACCUUUAAGAUUGGCAGAAAUGACUUCCCUUCGUUCAUGUAACCUUUCCUACAAUGAUUUUCAUGGGAUGCAGAUGAUGAACAAGAAUAUGAGUAUCUGUAGCAUUGAUCUUGGCAACCAUUGUCUUACCUUAACUUCAGUGUUCGUAUCUGCUCCAAUAAUACAUCGGAAAAGUGGUAAGAAGCCAAAAAGGCAUGUGCUUCCCAGACCAGAACAUCAUUCUAAAAGCAGAAGUAGUGGACUUUCUCUCUUUAAUGUGGCACUCAUAAUAUCUGCCUCAGCUAUUAUUGCGGUUUUUCUGGCUUUCUUGGCCCUAUUUUGUUACACCAGAAAGGGGAAAAUAAUUUCAAGAAUCGACAUUCCUGCAUCACCUCAAACUGAUAAAGUUACUGUUUUCAACAACAUAGGUGUACCUUUAACGUAUGAGAGCAUUGUUCAGGCAACUGAAAAUUUUAACAGAAGAAACUGCAUCGGAAAUGGAGGAUUCGGCUCUACUUACAGAGCCGAAGUCGCUCCAGGAAACACCGUGGCGGUCAAGAGACUCACUGCUGAAAGGCACCAAGGCGCCCCACAGUUCCAUGCAGAGGUCAGCAUUCUUGGGGGGAUCAAACACCCGAAUCUCAUUACUCUGAUAGGCUACUACGCCAGUCAGGCGGAAAUGUUCCUGAUAUACAAUUACCUUCCGGGAGGAAAUUUAGACCGGUUCAUCCGCGACAGAGCCAGAAGAGGCUUUAACUGGAGCAUACUUCAUAAGAUUGCCCUUAAUGUCGCCUCUGCACUUUCUUAUCUGCAUGACCAGUGCAAUCCACGUGUUCUGCAUCGAGACAUCAAACCUAGUAACAUAUUGUUGGACAAUGAUAACAAUGCUUAUUUGUCAGACUUUGGAUUGUCAAAAAUUCUUGCAAUUACCGAAACACAUGCAACUACUCGUGUAGCUGGAACUUAUGGAUACAUAGCUCCAGAAUACGCACUGACAGGCCGGGUAUCCAAUAAGGCCGAUGUUUACAGCUACGGUGUGGUACUGCUGGAACUAAUAUCAGACAAAAGGGCUCUCGAUCCCUCAUUUUAUUCGCAUGAAGACGGCUUCAACAUUGUCUCAUGGGCUUGCAUGUUGCUAAAUCAAGGUCAGGCAGGAGAUGUUUUCACAGCUGAUUUAUGGGAAUCGGGUCCUCAGGAUAAACUGGUGAAGAUGUUGCAUGUGGCCAUCUUAUGCACCGUUGAAUCACCUUCUGCAAGACCGACUAUGAAGCAAGUCGUGCAACGGCUGAAGCACAUCCAAGCCUCCUAGCGUCUAAGCUAAGCAAAGGAAGUCUAUAAUUGACUAAAUAAAAGAGACUUUGAGUUGUAGUUCUAUCUGUCAUAGUGAAGAUGGCCAGGUAUAGCUAGAAGAUUGCCUUUAGUCCAACAGUAUUUAUGAAAAGAUUUGACAUAUGCGACUGAAAACGUCAAAUGAUCAAAAUAUCUCUCAAUGCUUGUAUCUGAUUCCUUCUAAAUUUUGACAUGAACUCAAAUGCAUGCCAUG
Sesamum indicum (sesame) is the source of this 3954-nucleotide messenger RNA. The record is from RefSeq and is a predicted model, not a curated record. NCBI's taxonomy places the organism in Eukaryota, Viridiplantae, Streptophyta, Magnoliopsida, Lamiales, Pedaliaceae.